GGCUGAAACCUUGACUUCUGCACGCCAGGACUGCAAGCGUGUGACGCCAGCGAGGGGGAGCAGCUCCUGGUCUUCCGCUGUCCGAGGAAUGGCCACAGGGACAGACAGCAACUGCCCCAUCUGCCAGGAGACUUGGGAUGACAUGGCUUCAGCUCUGCCCUGUCGCCACCAGUUCUGCCUGGGUUGCAUUCUGCGGUGGGCCACAACGAACCCCUCGUGCCCACUCUGCAGAACACUGAUAGAGACCGUCAGGUUUUCUGAGCGGGGCGAACAGGACUACGUACAGUUUGUCAUCACCUCCCCUGCCGAGCCAGCAGAGACCAGCAGCCAACCAGAGAGAGCUCCCCAUCACCUGGACCAGAACAGCCUCCAUGGCCCUGUGGUGUCCCCUGCACCUUCUGCACAGGGCACGCUGAUCCCAGCUGAGCAGAGGCCUCCAGAGCCGGAGCCUGUGGGCGGCCUCCUGCCCGAGGUGUGGGCAGGACUGUUCCGACAGCGACAGCACCUGCUGGAGCCCGUGCGGCCCUGGCUGCGCCGGAGGCUGCAGGGAAUAUUCCGGGACCGCUGGUGGCUGGCAGAGGUUGCGGAGAGCUCCGUCCUGCGCGAGCUCUGCCUCCACGGCCCGGAUGCGGCGAUCCUGGUCCUGAGGCUGCGGCACUACCUGGAGGAGCACACAGCGCCGCUGGUUCGCAGCCUCAUCGGCGUCAUCGCGGGCCGCUGCAGCAAGGAGGCCAAGCGGCGGCUGCGCUCCCGGGACAGCGGGGAGGACAGCGGCUCCAGCAGCUCCAGCUGCACCGGCUCCCGGGACAGGACUCCUGACCGCGGCCCCGCAGGCUCCGGCGUGCAGGAGGAAGCUGGAACAUCGCAGAGCAGCCUCCAGGACAGCCACAGCUGCGCCCGCCCUGUGCCCGGCCCCGCAGAGCGGGAGCGGCCCCGGAGGAGCCGGCGGGGGACAGGUCCCUCCGCCCGGGGCUGCGUCU
Ficedula albicollis (Collared flycatcher) is the source of this 980-nucleotide messenger RNA. Its product is annotated as E3 ubiquitin-protein ligase Topors-like. Gene Ontology annotation, biological process: protein monoubiquitination; protein polyubiquitination. The transcript is spliced from 2 exons. Gene Ontology annotation, molecular function: ubiquitin protein ligase activity. The annotation marks the transcript as partial. Lineage: Eukaryota; Metazoa; Chordata; Aves; Passeriformes; Muscicapidae. The record is from RefSeq and is a predicted model, not a curated record.